Messenger RNA from Alternaria alternata, 2838 nucleotides. RefSeq lists its product as hypothetical. The record is from RefSeq and is a predicted model, not a curated record. Bases 1 to 2838 code for a protein of 945 amino acids. The transcript has 11 exons. NCBI's taxonomy places the organism in Eukaryota, Fungi, Ascomycota, Dothideomycetes, Pleosporales, Pleosporaceae.
AUGUCCGCAGAUGUCACUCAGAUGGAGGACCUACAACAACAGACACCUGAGAGCACGCAGAGUCCUAUCUUCGAGCCACAAUGCCCAGCUCAAUCCGUACCCGUCGCUACAAUGCUUCCACUCUCCUCCUCAAGCACUACGAAUAAUCCUACCCUAGACGCUCACAUCAUUUCACCACACAUGCAGAGGCUUCGAGACAUCGAAGCUGAUGCCAAUCGUGCUAUCCUUAGCUGGGGUUCCGGCGGUGCAGAAUCAGCUGUACCUGCAAAGCGAAAGAUCUCCGACACAUUCUCUGACAGCGACGAUGAAGACAGCGACGACGAGAAAGACCCUUCGCAAGUCCCUCCGUACGACCCAGCUCAACAGCGUCGUCCAAAGCUACCGAUGUACCACCCCGGCUUCAAACAAGCCGAGGAAGAUACUCAAGCUGUAUUGCAGGUCUUCCUAGACUUUCUAAAAGCUGCCAAGAACCGUGGAGUCUCUAGUGAAGAGGCUACGUACCUCUGGAAUGAGAUUCUGAAGAAUCGUAAUAUCCUGUACCAAAAGGAAAUCCGGAUUGCUGUGACUGGAGACACUGGCACCGGAAAGUCCGCUACAACAAAUGCUCUUCUUGGUGAAGACCUGACACCAGAGGGCGACAAUGGGGCAGCAUGUACAAAUGUCGUUACAGAGUUCCGGCAGAAGACUCUGUCUACCAAUAUCGGCGCAGUGCAAGCCGAAGUUCAAUUCUAUUGCCUCGAGUAUUGCAUUGACCUAGUAACGGACUGGGUCAAGGUGUGGCUUACCACGAGACAGAGGCUUAUAGAAGACGAGGACAGUGUCGCCGACGAAGACCGAGCGCGCAAAGAUGCUGCAUUGGAGUGCUUGGAGCACCUGUUCGCUUCCCGCGUCGCUCCAGAGUCUGUUGAGGACUUUAUGUCUUCCAGUAAAGCUCUAAAAGGCAACUUAGUAUUGGAGAAAUUCCUGCAGUGGACGGUUGACAUACACAGCAUGUUUGUGCCAGAUGGAGAGCUGUCCGUCCCCUUCGAAUCUAGUACGCACAAUGAUAUGCGUGAGCAACUUCGACCCUUUCGAAUGCGAGCUCUCAAUGCACGCUACAAAGGGAAGGUGCUACAAUUAACAUUUUUCCACAUGCAAGUUAUGCCGCUGAUAACAAACACAGAUACUAUGUCGACACAAUGUGAAAUGACUAUCGUAGUUGUGGACAUCAAGCGUGCGACAAGCGAUCAGUCUUUCCGCCAGCAUUACCUUGAUGCGCAUAGCAGGCGGCACCAUGGCAGUGUCAUCUUGUUAGCGACUAGAGCUGAUGAACUGAAUGACGAUGGCGGCAGUACGCUUCAGCUAGAUCCUGUCGCAGAGGAAAACAUUGCACCUAUUGAGGAGAAGCUCGCAGAUCUUACCAGCGAACUGCAAGCUAUCGAAGACGAGAUUGAGGCCAACAAGCAUCAUAUGAAACGACUGAAGUCCAGUGUUCAUCUUGGAAGCGCCACUGUAGAGCAACGCAGCCAGCAUGACGCCCUCAAAGCAGCAAAUAAGGUUUUGGCUAGUCGCAAGAAGACUACAAUGCCACUCGUCGCUUCCCUGGAGAAAGGGCGUAAAGACGUACGUAUUGCAUGCCGCAAUAGGCUUGUAGCCGCGAGCAUGAGUCGCAUUUACAGUCACAACACUGGCGAUGAUGCGGGCGCUGCGUCGUUCUGCGUCUCCAAUCGAAUGUAUAUGCGGCAUCGACGUGGCUACAACAUGACCAACCUAGAGAAGGCUCCCACGAUGAAGCUCGAAGACACUCAAAUUCCAGCUGCAUGCAGAUAUAUUGCGGGAAUACCCUCACAAGGACGCCUCGCCGUUCUAGAGCAUUUUAUGAGCUGCAGUAAGAGCACUGAAGCCAGGAUAGAACACAUUACCAAGAUCAUUGAUAAGACCAUAAAGGGCACCGAAGGACGGGUUCGUGGUGUCAUGAAUAAAUGGGUCAAGGCGUUUUCCAAUGAACUUACAAGCGCACUCUCAAGCCAUGAACUGCAAGAUAGGUUCGAGCGAAACGCCGAGAAGAAGCUCGAAGAACUCGCCACUAUAAAUGCGGCCUCGCAUAAGGCAUUGGUGAAUAAGAGAGGCACAUACCAACAGAAGAAGUUGAAGAUCAAUCACAAUCUGAAUGCUUCGCUGUUGGCACCUGCAAAAACCGCCAUGGAUGCCGCGUUCCGAAACGUGCUCGAUACCGCACCUGCAGCGCUGAAGGCCCAAAUGGCACAGACGAUCAAGACCGUUAUUAACGACUUGAGCAAGCAACUGAAAGACGACCCCCAGGCUUUGGCUGGUGACGCUUAUCAGCUGUGCUUCGGUAAGAAUCGUGUCGGCUACGAGGAGGAGGUCACUCUCAAGGUCGAAAACGCAAGGAAAGACCUUCACCAAGGAUUGAUCGCUAUAAAAGAAAAGGCCGUCAAGCCUGGAGACAAAGGCUAUUUCUUCAAAGCAAUGGAUGAGAUCUACGGGGCGGCUCUUGAUGAGGGGCCGGGCAAAGGCAAAAAGCUGAAAGACGUCCGCCACGCUUAUCUUGAAGAGAAUGCCAUUGGUCUUGAUGGCCCUUUCGCUGCGAUCGCCGAAGGAGUUGAAGAGGAUGUAAAGAAACUCAUCAAAAACACCUGCGAUAAGUUGCGCAAGGAAGUGGUCGAGAUGCUCAAGACAAUUCGCGCCGCUUUCCAGCGUCAGAAGAACAGGAAAGAACAGGACACUCCCGAAGGCCAGCAGUUCCGCAAGGAGCUGCAUGAACUGGUUGACGAAGCGCGGAGGAUCCUUGAGGGAGUUGUAACCAAAAGUCUGGAGAAGUGUAAGGAGAACAAGUGA